Molecule: messenger RNA, 3417 nt
Organism: Ceratotherium simum simum (southern white rhinoceros)
Lineage: Eukaryota; Metazoa; Chordata; Mammalia; Perissodactyla; Rhinocerotidae
Source: RefSeq, a predicted model, not a curated record
UGCGGGCCGGCGAGAGUGGGGCGCCGGCCAGAAGUGCCGCGCGGUCGGCACAAAGCUCGCCGGGAAAUGUAGUCCUUCGGGGGAGGCCCGGGGCGGUGGCCGCACGUCCCGCGGACCCGGUGGCCGAUCGGGCGUGGACCCGGGAUGGCGGGGCCGGGCGGCUCGGGGGGUCCGAUCGGGGCCGGGGCCCUGGCAGGCGGCGCGCGGUCCAAGGUAGCCCCGAGCGUGGACUUUGACCACAGCUGCUCGGACAGUGUCGAGUACCUGACGCUCAACUUUGGGCCCUUCGAGACAGUGCAUCGCUGGCGGCGCCUCCCGCCCUGCGACGAGUUCGUGGGGGCCCGGCGCAGCAAGCACACAGUGGUGGCCUAUAAAGAUGCCAUCUAUGUGUUUGGUGGAGACAAUGGGAAGACGAUGCUCAACGACCUCCUGCGGUUUGACGUGAAGGACUGCUCCUGGUGCAGGGCCUUCACCACUGGGACCCCGCCAGCCCCCCGCUACCACCACUCGGCUGUCGUCUACGGGAGCAGCAUGUUCGUCUUUGGGGGCUACACGGGGGACAUUUAUUCCAAUUCUAAUUUGAAGAAUAAAAAUGACCUCUUUGAAUACAAGUUUGCAACUGGGCAGUGGACGGAGUGGAAAAUUGAAGGCCGGUUGCCAGUUGCUAGGUCAGCCCACGGUGCCACAGUGUACAGUGACAAGCUGUGGAUCUUUGCUGGCUACGAUGGCAAUGCCAGGUUGAACGACAUGUGGACCAUUGGCCUCCAGGACCGGGAGCUCACAUGCUGGGAGGAGGUGGCCCAGAGCGGCGAGAUCCCGCCUUCCUGCUGCAACUUCCCCGUGGCCGUGUGCCGGGACAAGAUGUUUGUGUUCUCAGGGCAGAGCGGAGCCAAGAUAACCAACAACCUCUUCCAGUUUGAAUUCAAGGACAAGACGUGGACACGCAUCCCCACUGAGCACCUGCUCCGGGGCUCCCCGCCACCUCCGCAGCGGCGCUACGGGCACACCAUGGUGGCCUUUGACCGCCACCUCUAUGUGUUUGGGGGUGCAGCUGACAACACGCUGCCCAAUGAGCUGCACUGCUAUGACGUGGACUUCCAGACCUGGGAGGUCGUCCAGCCCAGCUCGGACAGCGAGGUGAGCGGGGCUGAGGUGCCAGAGCGAGCGUCUGCUUCCGAGGAGGCAUCCGCCCUGGCCUCUGAGGAGCGGGGCGGCUUCAAGAAGUCCCGAGAUGUGUUCGGCUUGGACUUUGGCACCACCACAGCCAAGCAGCCCGCCCCGCCAGCCUCAGAGCUGCCCAGCGGAAGGCUCUUCCACGCGGCGGCCGUGAUCUCGGACGCCAUGUACAUCUUCGGGGGCACUGUGGACAACAACAUCCGCAGCGGGGAGAUGUACAGGUUCCAGUUCUCCUGUUACCCCAAGUGCACGUUGCACGAGGACUACGGGCGACUGUGGGAGAGCCGCCAGUUCUGCGACGUGGAGUUCGUGCUGGGUGAGAAGGAGGAGUGCGUGCAGGGCCAUGUGGCCAUUGUCACGGCGCGGAGCCGCUGGCUCCGCAGGAAGAUUGUGCAGGCGCGGGAGCGACUGGCCCAGAAGCUGGAAGAGGAGGCAGCCCCAGCUCCCAGGGAGGCCCCUGGUACAGCUGUGGGUGGGGUCCGGCUGCCCCUGCUGCACGUGGCUAUCCGCGAGGCCGAGGCCCGGCCCUUUGAGGUCCUCAUGCAGUUCCUCUACACCGACAAGAUCAAAUACCCUCGGAAAGGCCACGUGGAGGACGUGCUGCUCAUCAUGGACGUGUACAAGUUGGCACUGAGCUUCCAGCUGUGCCGCCUGGAGCAGCUGUGCCGGCAGUACAUCGAGGCCUCCGUAGACCUGCAGAACGUACUGGUUGUGUGCGAGAGCGCCGCCAGGCUGCAGCUGGGCCAGCUCAAGGAGCACUGCCUGAACUUCGUGGUGAAGGAGUCCCACUUCAACCAGGUGAUCAUGAUGAAGGAGUUCGAGCGCCUUUCGUCCCCACUGAUUGUGGAGAUCGUGCGUCGGAAGCAGCAGCCACCCCCCCGCGCACCCUCAGACCAGCCUGUGGACAUUGGAACGUCUCUGAUCCAGGACAUGAAGGCGUACCUGGAGGGGGCAGGCGCGGAGUUCUGUGACAUCACGCUGCUGCUGGACGGGCACCCACGGCCAGCCCACAAAGCCAUCCUGGCCGCCCGCUCCAGCUACUUUGAGGCCAUGUUCCGGUCCUUCAUGCCCGAGGACGGACAGGUGAACAUCUCCAUCGGGGAGAUGGUGCCUAGCAGGCAGGCCUUCGAGUCCAUGCUGCGUUACAUCUACUAUGGCGAGGUCAACAUGCCGCCCGAGGACUCGCUCUACCUGUUCGCGGCCCCCUACUACUACGGCUUCUACAACAACCGGCUGCAGGCGUACUGCAAGCAGAACCUGGAGAUGAACGUGACGGUGCAGAACGUGCUGCAGAUCCUGGAGGCGGCUGACAAGACACAGGCGCUGGACAUGAAGCGGCACUGCCUGCACAUCAUCGUGCACCAGUUCACCAAGGUCUCUAAGCUGCCCACACUGCGCUCCCUGAGCCAGCAGCUGCUGCUGGACAUCAUCGACUCCCUGGCCUCCCACAUCUCCGACAAGCAGUGCGCUGAGCUGGGCGCCGACAUAUGAGGGCCCACGCGGUGCCAGCCCAUGCGCGGAAGAUGACCAUACCUGCCCAUUGCAGACUGCACUAGCCACACUCAGGCCUGCUGGCUGAGGGGCAGGGGGCCCAGAGCCUCCGAAGAGAGCUGUGGGGAUGUGGGGGGCUCUGAACGCCCCAUUUCACUGCUGAGGACACAGGUCCCACAGGGAAGCAGGCACCCUAGCCAACACUCUCUGCUGGGUGGAUGUGUGGGUGGGAAGCCAGGACUCCGGGAUGAGGACAUGGCUGGAGGAGGCAGGGGUCCUGGCCAGGGCCCAGCAGUGGGGAGAGUUGAGCCCACCAGGGAGCUGGUUUUGGGUCCCCCACCCGCCAGGAGCCUGGCAUGCCUUAUGGAUCUGGCCACUGGGUCCUUGCCAAGGCCCCUCUGACAUGGGGGCUGCACAGCACCCUUCACCCUCACCCAGGUUGAUGUAAGGGGCUCCUUCUGCCACCUGGAGCUUGUGCUUGGGCAACAGUGAUGGGCAGAUGAAGUCUGACUCAAGGUGAAUUUUGGGGUGUGAAGGGCCCUGAGGUCAGCUCCUAGCCCGUGGGGUCAGCCACUCUGGACUGGGCCUGGCUUCCAGAAGGGCUGCAGGAUCCCACUGCCCUGUGUGCUCAUCGGGGCCCAGUGUGGGCCAGGGAGAAGUCAGUGGAGCUGCCCCCCAAGUCCCCAUCUGUCCCCACGUAUUUAUUCUGUCAUAGAUGCGCCUCCAUUAAAGCCACAGCAUUGCUACCUA